CUAUCCAAAUCUCCUGAAUCAUUAUUUUUCUUUCCCUCUUAAAUAAAACCCUCCAACACACAACCUUAUUUCCAUCAUUCCUAUUCUCAUUCUCUCUUUACUUUCUCUUCUUUGCCUUUACUAUUUUUCCGUCCUCUGUUUUUUUAAGUGUUACACUUCAUUUCAUUCGUCGUAAAAGCUCAAGUUGGAAGAUAAAAUCAUAAUCUAUGGAUACCCAAUUUCAUGUUCUUGCCGUUGAUGACAGCAUCAUUGAUAGGAAAUUGAUUGAGAGACUCCUCAAAACUUCCUCAUUUCAAGUUACCGCAGUCGAUUCACCAAACAAGGCUCUAGAAUUUCUGGGUUUGAGAGGAAAUCAAGGAAGUUUCGACGAAUCAUUAGCAAACAAGGUUAACAUGAUAAUCACAGAUUACUCAAUGCCAGGAAUGACAGGGUAUGAAUUAUUGAGGAAAAUCAAGGAAUCAGAAAGAUUUAGGGAUAUUCCGGUUGUAAUUAUGUCUUCAGAAAAUAUUCCUGCAAGAAUUAACAGGUGUUUGGCUGAAGGAGCAGAGGAAUUCUUCUUGAAACCUGUGCAAUUAUCUGAUGUUGAUAAGCUAAAACCCCAUUUGUUGAAGAGCAAAGUUAAGGAUUUUUGCAAGUUUCAGCAACAUAGAAGGUUGUUAACUUGGUAUUCUGAUGCUCAAAAUUUAUGCCAAAGAUGCAUAUAAAUUUCAUAUUAUGUUGGAGUUUUGGAUGAGAUCAAUAGAAUUUCAAGAUGUUUGACUUGAAUUGGAGAUUGGGCUUUCGGAAUGGUUCGAGGAGGUUAAGAUGCACGCAACCUUGUGGCUAAUCAGUAUCGACGGAAUUUACAUGGGUUUUUCGGGUUGAUCCAUAGAAUGGAUUGGAUUGAAGGUAAUCGGAGAUUAUAUUGGCUUUUGAAAUGGCCCAAUUAGUACAUGGUGUAUCAUCAAACAAAAUUUUAGAUGUGAAUUUUCUUUACUAGUCAUAAUCGAAAUUAGAGGUGUUAAUUUUUAUUCGCGACAAUAUUCUUUUAGAUUGUUUGAGAGGAAUUUUUGUUCAUGAAUCCUCUUUUUAGAUCUGUAAUUGUAUAUAUUCAGACCUAAGUGAAUAAUUUGCAAUGACAUUAACAAUGAAUUUUUGCUCUUUUGUGCAAGAUUUUGAAGUA
This is a messenger RNA of Chenopodium quinoa (quinoa), 1162 nucleotides long. RefSeq names its product two-component response regulator ORR10-like. The record is from RefSeq and is a predicted model, not a curated record. The transcript has 2 exons. Bases 207 to 704 code for a protein of 165 amino acids. Gene Ontology annotation, biological process: phosphorelay signal transduction system; cytokinin-activated signaling pathway. Lineage: Eukaryota; Viridiplantae; Streptophyta; Magnoliopsida; Caryophyllales; Amaranthaceae.